Archocentrus centrarchus (flier cichlid) is the source of this 1625-nucleotide messenger RNA. RefSeq names its product receptor-interacting serine/threonine-protein kinase 3-like. Lineage: Eukaryota; Metazoa; Chordata; Actinopteri; Cichliformes; Cichlidae. The record is from RefSeq and is a predicted model, not a curated record. Gene Ontology annotation, biological process: regulation of apoptotic process; innate immune response; protein phosphorylation. Gene Ontology annotation, molecular function: ATP binding; JUN kinase kinase kinase activity. The transcript has 15 exons. Bases 153 to 1559 code for a protein of 468 amino acids.
CUUGACUGUCGCUGCCUGGCCAGCAAAGAUAUGAAAAUGAAAGUUGGAGCGUCUUAUUUGCCACAGGUUUGGUUUGAACAAACACUUACAUCUGGAUGUGGAACAAGCUGACGAGAUAAGGUUGCAGGUUUUCUGUCUGAGUUCAGCAGGAGAUGGCACUGCAGACUGAGUCAAUUGGUAAUGAAAGCUUGGAGAACUGGAAACCAAUUGGCUCUGGUGGAUUUGGUGAAGUCUACAAGGCCAGACACAAGAUAUGGAAGCAUGAUGUGGCCAUUAAGCUACUUCAUCAUGCUGCUGGGGACGGAGAGCUGCACAAGGAGGCUAAUUAUAUGGACAAAGUGUCCUGUGACUCUGUGCUGAGGGUUCAUGGAAUGUAUAAAGGAUGUCCACCAGAUGGACGGACAUCCACUCAUUUGGGAAUAGUCAUGGAGUUCAUGGAGAGAGGAUCUGUUGAAUCUCUGCUGAAGGCUCUGUCAGGUCCACCACCAUGGCCUCUGGCCUUCCGCUUGGCUCAUGAAGUCGCUCUAGGAAUGAACUUCCUCCAUUGCAAUAACAUUUUGCACCAUGACCUAAAGCCAAGCAAUGUACUGCUGAAUGGUGACCUUCAUGCCAAGUUGGCAGAUUUUGGUCUAUCCAGGGUUUCCACCAGCGCUUUGAGCAGUUCUGAAGAAAGGACCGAAGUGAAAGGAGGCACAUAUAAGUACAUGCCUCCUGAGGCUUUUAAUGCAUCAUAUCAACCUGUUCGUACCCUUGACAUAUACAGCUAUGGUAUCCUUCUGUGGUCUAUUGUUUGUGGAAAAGAGCCUUUCCCAGAUGCCACUCUAGCUCUUUUGGAACUGAGGAUCCCCAAAGGGGACAGACCUCCCUGUACUGAAAUAGACCAGACGAAGGCAGAAGGACUGAAAGAGCUGGUUGACCUCAUGAACAGGUGCUGGGAUGGAAAACCAUCCAACAGGCCGAAAUUUAAAGAAUGCCUUGAAGUUACUGAGGCCGUGUUCUCAAAGCACAAGAACGGGAUUCACGAUGCAGUGGGCCAAGUCAAGAAAAUAUUGGAUAAUCAACAUUCAUCCAGUUCAUCUGGUUCUACUCCUGAGAUGUCAGGACAGUCAGAGUCAAACGACACAGUUGAUGCCAGAUCUGCUAUGGAGGUUACACCACCCAGUAAUCGACGGUCCAACACAAGCAGGCAAUCUGAUGUUAUUCCUAAGACGCCAGGACAGCCAGCAAAUGAUACCGUGGAUGUCCCAUUGCAGAAUUCUGUCAGCAGUUCUGCUAGAAAUCUGACUCCUGCAGACAAAGCAAAGUUUGUUGACAAGAACAGGGCGAAGUUAAUACAAGAGGUUUCAGAAGUACUUGCAAUAGCAGAAGAGCUUGAAGACAUGGUCCAUCCCGAGGCUUAUUUAUCGAUUGAAGCUAAAUCAACAAGCCAAGAUAAAAUGAGGGAGCUCUAUGGAAGGACAUUGCGAUCAGGAGGGGAAAAGGUCAAAGCAGCCUUCUUUGAUGCUCUUAAAAAUCAUCAUAAGGAACUAGUGGAGAGACUUGUUCCAAAGCAGCUGUGAUGAUCCUGCAUUUUAUGCACAGAAGAAACUGUGCCAGAGAAAGAGUGGAGAAAAAAAAAAAAAAAA